Myxozyma melibiosi is the source of this 3102-nucleotide messenger RNA. Its product is annotated as fungal-specific transcription factor domain-containing protein. Lineage: Eukaryota; Fungi; Ascomycota; Lipomycetes; Lipomycetales; Lipomycetaceae. The transcript is spliced from 2 exons. Bases 1 to 3102 code for a protein of 1033 amino acids. The record is from RefSeq and is a predicted model, not a curated record. Gene Ontology annotation, molecular function: DNA-binding transcription factor activity, RNA polymerase II-specific; sequence-specific DNA binding; zinc ion binding. Gene Ontology annotation, biological process: DNA-templated transcription; positive regulation of transcription by RNA polymerase II.
AUGCACCCCAUAUCCUCAUCCACAACCCCCGACCAGCCGGCCUCGUCGGGGUCCUCUGAAGCGGCCGACCAGGAUCCGUAUGCGCAGCAGAUGUACGCCGGCCCGACCUUCUCGACCAGCGUCUUUCGCUCCUCCUCCCCGAGUGCCGUCUCGCGCUCGCUGGGGGCAGACGUCCGCGACCAGAUCCACGUCUUUCGGGUAGCGCCUACGAGCAGCGGUAGCGCCAGCUCGACUCAGUCGUCGUUGAAGAGCAACGGAACUGGUAGUGGCGUGGUCAAUACCAAUAGUCCUGACACCCCAACUUCGUCGCGUUCGCCCGGUGUGCGACGAACCAUACAAGCCUGCGAGCGCUGUCAUCGCCGCCGGACAAAAUGUGAUGGUAAAUACCCAGAGUGCUCUGCCUGUGUAAAAGCAUCGGUGCGCUGCCAAUACGCUUCGAAUCGCUCGGGCGCCGUGCUAUUUCCCCGAGGCUACGUUUCUGCUCUCGAAGAGCGUCUUUCUUGGCUUGAACAGGCUAUCUCUAAAAGCUUCCCAGACAUGGACAUCACCGAGGUGGCCACAAACACACCUCUGCAAUUCAGUACCCGACGAACGCAUCCGCAGGACGAUAGUUUCUCACAAACACAGCAGCAGCAGUCAACCAGCACCAGCGGCGGGCAACCAAUACGGACGUCUCCCCCGAUAGAAGAGUACCGCGUCGGUCCUGCGCAUUACUACUACGAGGCCUUCCGGAACCCGAUGGAGACUAUGGACGAGCUCGCUGCGCAUGUCGGGUUUUUGUCGCUCGGCACCGCUGCCGAGCACAGCUCGACGGCGAUAGACGCGCCAGCAGAGCCAAGGUACAUCGGACCAUCGUCUGGUCUUGCUAUCGCAACUAAUCUGAACCUGAUCCUCCGGGAAUUUGGCAUCGACCGGCCGUCGACUCCUACCGCGGCCGAACUACGAGGAAGCUAUAUGAAGUCGCCUACCGACGACGCCAGCACAGACUUUGUUGCUAGUCCAGGGACAGGUGCGUCCAGUGGUCUUACAUUACCGGAGAACCAUCCAACGACGACGGUGCCGAUACAUUCGUCGCCACUGGCGCCCACGCCGCCUUUCAAACCUACGAGCACCAUGCCGCCGAAGAUCAAGACCGAAGAAAACGCAAACAAACCUCAUGAUGCGGUCCUACGUACUGUCAUCAACGAUGACUUUUAUCCUUCUUUCGAGGAAGCAAUGACGCUAUCUGUCGCCGCGUUUGAAGAGCUGAUACACUUCCCCAUCCUGACUCCCCCAACUUACCUGAUCUAUCUCCGGAACUCGUAUGAGCCUAAUGUCAUGGGCGCUUCGGUCAGAUCUCUUCCCUCAUGGCGGAUGGUCUGCUUUCUAACUUGCGCGAUUGGCGCAGCAGCACUUGGCCAGCGCGACAAGCAGCGGUUAUACUUCAACCACGCGGUUCGAUGUGUGGAUUUUGGACUGUUCCGCGACAAUAUCCGCUCCAUACGUACAUUGCUUCUGUUCACAGUUUACUCAUUCUAUGAUCCUAAGGGUUCAUCUUCGUGGCUUUGUCUUGGCAAUGCGAUGCGCAUGGCCGUUGCACUUGGUCUCCAUCGUCAGUCAUCGUGCGACAACCUUAACUUGAUCAACCAGGAGAUCCGAAAGCGCGUUUUCUGGGUCGCAUAUUCCCUCGACCGUAUUUUGGCAACCGUGCUCGGCCGUCCGUUGACGCUGCAGGAUCGCGACAUUGACGUGCAGUUUUUCCUCGAUCUGGCUCAGGACCCCAGUCCUGAAGCCGACAGCAGCGACGAACCUGUGCUGUCCGAUAUGCCGAUUGCGCUGCAUCUAGUCAAGCUUCGCCUGCUGACAGGCAAGAUCCUGAUCGCGAUCGACACACCCAAGAACAGCUCGGAAGACAGCGCCGCGCCCGCGACAGGCGGCGGCGACAUGUCGGUUCUCGACCAACUGCACCAGGCGCUGGACGACUGGAAGGCCGCGAUCCCGCGGAUCACAAUCAACCCCGAGCGCACGCGGAUGAGGCUCGAGAUUGAGCAUUACGAGCACCUGAUGCUGCUCUACCGCUCCUCGCCCGCGUUUCCAGUGCCGUCGCCGUCGGCGGCGGUUGUAUGCGCAAACAGCGCGUACGCGACGAUCGAGCUCUACGCGCAUCUCAGCCGCUCGUUCUCGCACUUCCAGGCGACGUUCAUUGCUCUCCGGGGUGUAUUCACGGCCGCGUUGACGCUGCUCUGGGCGCACUUUGCCUGCGAACGGUACAACAUCCGGCUGUACUCGACUCGUGCGGUGAUGAGCGCGCUCGAGACGGCGAAGGCAAAUUUGCUGGCUGGAGCGCUGCAGUGGGCUUUUGGAUCGCAGUGCGCGGAGGUUUUGGAUAGAUUUUCGGCGAUUUUGAAUCAUAUAGAGAGACAGAGCGAGCAGCAGGAAAGCACAAAUCAGCAGAUUCCGCAGGCUGGAGAAGAGGUCGAGCAACUGAUGCGGAAUAUACCCUUUGACGUCAACAGUUUUUCGGGUCUGUACUUCAUGAGCAGUACGCGCACGACUGCAUCCGGUCACCCCCCGGAUCUAUAUUCAAACAUGCCGGCCGGACCACAGCAAAAGGAGCAACAACCUCCAUCCGUCUAUUCUGGAAUUCCACAACAAGGAAUUUCCAACCAACCUCAACCGCAGCCGCAGCCACAGCCACCGACCGGCCACGCGCCAGGCGCAGGCGGUCUCGACAACUUGCAACCAGCCGUGCAUGAGAUGGAUAUCACGCAUGCGGUCCGGCGCGAGUUUGAGAGUUACAACGCACGGCUGAUCAACGAGGUGUUUGGAGCGCAGGGCGCGGGAACGAGAGAGAUGUCGAGCGAGGCGAUGUACGAUCCAGGGAUGCCGCAGUACGUGCCUAUGCCGUUGGCGUUGGUACCAGAGUAUUUGAGCAUCGAUAUGAGUUCUGGGGAUUUACAACAGCAGCAGCAACAACCGCCACAACAACAGCAGCAGCAGCAGCAGCAACAUCAUCAACAACAACAUCAUCAUCAACAACAACAACAACAGCAUCAACAACAACAACAGCAACAGUCUCUACAAAGGAUGUACGCUUUUGACAGCUAUAUGGACUUAGUGUAG